Molecule: messenger RNA, 489 nt
Organism: Eutrema salsugineum
Lineage: Eukaryota; Viridiplantae; Streptophyta; Magnoliopsida; Brassicales; Brassicaceae
Product: S-protein homolog 13
Exons: 1
Coding region: 1-489 (162 amino acids)
Source: RefSeq, a predicted model, not a curated record
AUGGGGAGAAACAUGAAGGGCUGGUUCUUCUUCUUCGUGGCGACUGCUGUGGUGGCAGCGCUGUUACCGGCACCAACCAUGGCGGGUCGUCUAGAGCUAAAGAACGAAAUCUCAGGGGUCUCUAGUGUCCGGAAAGCGAAGCUGGCCGUGAGGUGUUGGUCAAACGAGGACGACCUUGGUUGGGACAUGCUAAAGCCAAAGCAAUCUCGGGUAUGGAAAUUCACGACCAUGAACAUGUGGCCGUUUCAGAAAACCGAGUUCCGGUGCCAGUUUAGGAGUGGGUUUGGAACAACGAGCCAAGACGUGGUGACAGUGUUCUCUGUCAAGAACGGGUUUAGGAAGGGGUGCGGAGAAGGAGGCGACGAGUGCAUUUGGGUAGCCAAGAGAGAUGGAUUCUAUCAAAGAAAGAUUGUGAGAGAUGAUGAGGAUGAUGAUGAUCACAAGGACUUUGUUGAUGUCCUCAAAAGCAAAUGGGUUUGGAAAUGGUGA